Messenger RNA from Kwoniella mangroviensis CBS 8507, 522 nucleotides. RefSeq lists its product as uncharacterized. Bases 1 to 522 code for a protein of 173 amino acids. Lineage: Eukaryota; Fungi; Basidiomycota; Tremellomycetes; Tremellales; Cryptococcaceae. The transcript has a single exon. The record is from RefSeq and is a predicted model, not a curated record.
AUGUCAGGCCGAUCUGAUGAAUUCUUGAGCUACCACGAUGGUCUGGAAGAUUACAAAAGAAGAUUAGAAUGGUAUGAGACUAUCCUAAUCAGUAGGAAAGAAUCUCUCCCAGAAUCAAGCUCUCAAACCCAAAUCCAGACACAUCCCAAUGUCAUCGGUACGUCCGACAUGAGAUCGCCAAAAAUUGUAGGAAGUACUCAAUUCCAAGAAGGAUUGGGUGAGACUGAAUUCGGGAAGGAGCUAAGGGAAGUACAAGAUUUCUUAUUUAGAUUAACUGCCUAUAGCGAUGAGACUUCUGAACAGCUGAGAAGGUCAAAAGGACUGAUGGAUAGAAGGGAAUUUGACAAUUUGUUUAAUUACACUUUUCACCGAACCAAGAGUCUGCAAAUCAGUAGACAGAGUAGACUCGUUUUAGAUCCUGAUACGAAAUUGUUAGAGGAGGUUACGGUUGUUAAUGAUAGGAAGAAAGGAAGAAGAUUAACAGUGGUCGCCACGCCAUCAAUAAUGCUGUUCAAGGACUGA